UUGAGAAGAAAAAAAAAACUAAAACGGCUCCAAAUUAAAAACAAAAGAGAGACAGAGAUCAAGAAACAGAGAGAUUCUCUCAAAAUGGCCACCAUUAGAGUACCAAACCAAGUUCCUUCUCCAGCUCAGGAUUCUGAAACUCUCAAUCAAGCUUUUCGUGGAUGGGGAACAGAUGAGAAAGCGAUUAUACGAGUUUUAGGACAAAGAGAUGAGAGCCAAAGAAAGAGAAUCAGAGAAAGUUACAGAGAGAUUUAUGGCAAAGAUCUUAUCGAUGACCUCUCCUCUGAAUUGUCUGGUGAUUUCAUGAAAGCUGUGGUUUCGUGGACGUAUGAUCCAGCUGAGAGAGACGCAAGGCUUGUGAACAAGAUUUUGAAGGAUAAGAAGAAGAAGAAAAGCUUAGAGAAUUUGAAGGUUAUAGUUGAGAUCUCUUGCACAACUUCUCCAAACCAUUUGAUUGCUGUGAGGAAAGCUUAUUGUUCUCUCUUUGACUCAUCUCUUGAAGAAGACAUUGCUUCUUCUCUGCCUUUUCCUCUUGCAAAGUUUCUGGUGACAUUGGCAAGUUCAUUCAGAUAUGAAAAAGAUAAGACUGAUGCAGAAGUAGCUACUAUUGAGGCGGCUAUGCUACGUGAAGCCAUAGAGAAGAAGCAAUUAGAUCAUGAUCAUGUCCUGUAUAUAUUAGGAACUCGUAGUAUCUACCAGCUCAGAGAAACUUUUGUUGCUUACAAGAAGAACUAUGGGGUCACAAUUGAUAAGGAUGUUGAUGGAUGUCCAGGAGAUGCUGAUCUGAGAAGUCUAUUGCAGAUGGCAAUCUUUUGUAUUGAUACUCCUGAGAAACACUUUGCAAAGGUUGUAAGAGAUUCGAUUGAGGGUUUUGGAACAGAUGAGGAUUCAUUGACGAGAGCGAUUGUGACGCGUGCAGAGAUCGAUUUGAUGAAAGUAAGAGGAGAGUAUUUCAACAUGUAUAAUACAAGCAUGGAUAACGCUAUCACUGGUGAUAUUUCUGGAGACUACAAGGACUUCAUUAUCACCUUACUUGGAUCCAAAAUCUGAUAUUUCUUUCGUUUCUUUGUCAGUUGUUAUAUUCUUGGCUUUGCUUGUGACUUGUAUAAUCAAUGCAUUGUAUUCCAACUCCAGUUUGAAUUGUUUUAAAAAUAAUCAAAUUGCUCUUUGAUU
Messenger RNA from Arabidopsis arenosa, 1173 nucleotides. Lineage: Eukaryota; Viridiplantae; Streptophyta; Magnoliopsida; Brassicales; Brassicaceae. The record is from the annotation of a GenBank genome assembly.